Arachis stenosperma is the source of this 1876-nucleotide messenger RNA. RefSeq names its product cysteine-rich receptor-like protein kinase 43. Gene Ontology annotation, biological process: protein phosphorylation. The record is from RefSeq and is a predicted model, not a curated record. Gene Ontology annotation, molecular function: protein kinase activity; ATP binding. NCBI's taxonomy places the organism in Eukaryota, Viridiplantae, Streptophyta, Magnoliopsida, Fabales, Fabaceae. The coding region runs from base 528 to 1676 and encodes 382 amino acids. The transcript is spliced from 6 exons.
AUUUUGAUUUUUCUUUCUCAAUAUGAAGAGAGAGUCAAGGAGGCGUCACCUAGUCAAUAUGAACACACACGCUUCUGUUCUGUGUUCUCUCUUCUCCAUUCUCCAUUCUCCAUACAUAUUUAUGUUCCGUUUCUUUCUCUAAAAACCAAACUAAUAAGUAAUAACUAAGACCCCAAAAAUGAAAAAGAAAACUAAUAACUAAGAAGUAAUAACAACUCAGGUUUCGUAUUCAUCAUUUCAUAUCUCUCUUCCCUUCUUUUAUAUUCUCAAGCUCCCGCUUCAUCUCCAUUUCCUCACAAACCCAAUUUCCUGUUCACAAAAAAGAUUGCAACUUUGCUUCCUUUGUUUCAUGGGCUCAUCUUUCGAAUCAUAGAAUUCCGUCAUGGACAAGGAUAAGGACAAGUCGUCCCACAGUUUUCUUCAUAAUCUCAUCAAACACAUUAAAUUGGGUUCCAAUAAAGGGUUGUGUUCUUCUUCUGUGUUGUUUCUUUUUAUCAGAGCGAAGCAAUGAAGCUGAAAUAAAGCAAAUGGCUGCGCAGGAGCAGAAGGUCUUUUCCUAUGAAACGUUAGUUGCAGCUACCAAGAAUUUCAGUGCUCUGAAUAAGCUUGGUGAGGGAGGCUUUGGACCCGUUUAUAAGGGGAAGCUGAGUGAUGGGAGAGAGGUUGCAGUAAAAAAGCUAUCACGCACUUCAAAUCAAGGGAAGAAAGAGUUCAUGAAUGAGGCCAAAUUAUUGGCUCGUGUACAGCACCGGAAUGUGGUGAAUUUGUUGGGCUAUUGUGCCCAUGGCGGAGAGAAGCUUCUUGUCUAUGAGUAUGUUCCUCAUGAGAGCCUUGACAAGCUUCUGUUCAAGGUGCACAAGAGGGGGGAGCUAGAUUGGAAAAGGAGGCUGGGGAUAAUAACAGGGGUGGCAAAGGGGUUGCUUUAUCUUCACGAAGACUGUCACCAUUGCAUCAUCCACCGCGACAUCAAGGCCAGUAACAUCUUGCUCGAUGACAAAUGGCAGCCGAAGAUCGCAGACUUUGGCAUGGCCCGUCUCUUCCCCGAAGAUCAGAGCCAGGUCAAUACUCGUGUCGCUGGAACCAAUGGUUAUAUGGCACCGGAGUACGUAAUGCAUGGACAGCUGUCUGCCAAGGCUGACGUAUUCAGCUAUGGAGUGUUGGUGUUGGAGUUGAUCAGUGGCCAACGAAACUCUAACUUUAAUUUGGAUGUGGAUGCACAGAAUCUACUUGAUUGGGCAUACAAGCUGUACAAGAAGGGGAGGAACCUGGAAAUUGUGGAUUCCGUGUUAGCAUCCACAAUGGAAGCAGAACAAGUAGCAAUGUGCAUUCAGCUUGGUCUGCUAUGUACUCAGGGCGACCCAAAGCUCCGACCCGACAUGAGGCGUGUUGUGGUAAUGCUGUCUAGGAAGCCAGGCCACAUGGAAGAACCUACCAGACCGGGCGUGCCCGGUUCCAGAUACAGGAGACGACCCAGGCAGCAUACUGGAUUGUCCUCCGCCACUCCUGGUACCUCCGGUGCCUCGGAUUCUCAGACUUCUGAUUCAAGUAGCAACACAACCAGUGUUACUGCUACUAGUGCUACUACUCCAACUGCAACUAGAACUAGAACAAGAACAAACUCGGGAGUUGCGGAAUCAUCGGACUCAAGAGGGAAACGACCAAUGGAGGAGGGUUAGACUAAUUUUGUUCUUUAUGGUGUCAUUGGGGUCAAUCAUGAUUUUGUUAUUCAUUUUGUAAAAUAUGAGUUGGUGAUAUGAUUAAGCAAGCAGUUAGAAUGUAAAUAUUAAGAGGGUUAGGAUAACUGGAUAAGGAUAGGUUGAAUUGAAAUAUUCAUAUCUUAUUCUUUUAUAUAUAUUAAAAUGAGGAAAUUAGUUUA